AUGGACAAAGAGAUGACGCUCUGGAAAAUGAAGAUGAAUUUGGAGGAGAAGAAGAAGAAGAAGAAGAAAGGAUCAUACUCUACAGUCUACAAGUGCUCUGUUGUCUUCUUCAACCCUCCGCCCAUACCUGAACGAGCAAUUCUCAGAGACCCAUCCGUCCAAUCACCUGGCAAGAUGACCGACUUCCAAGGAAAAUGCCACUGUGGUAACACAGAGUGGACUGCGACGCUGCAGAAGGACCAGCAGGCUCAUAUUCUCUGCCAUUGCAACACAUGCAAAGAACUCUCGGGCUCGACAUUCACGCUCAACCAAAUCAUCCCUGCCAAGGCACUGAAAAUCACAAAGGGGGAUGACUUGGGCAAGUACACAUACAAGGGCGACUCUGGCAGGGACGUCCACUGCUACUACUGCAAGGUCUGCACUUCGCAUGUCUACCACCAACAGGAGGCCCUCGGCCCAGACAGCAUCGUUCUGCGCACGGGUUUGUUGACAGAGGGAAUCCAGAAGUUUCAGCCUGGCGCGGAGAUCUUUGGCAAGGAUAGGUUGAGCUGGGAGAAGGAGGUUGCGCAGACGUUUGACGGUAUGCCACCUUCGUAG
Messenger RNA from Plenodomus lingam JN3, 597 nucleotides. The record is from RefSeq and is a predicted model, not a curated record. Lineage: Eukaryota; Fungi; Ascomycota; Dothideomycetes; Pleosporales; Leptosphaeriaceae.